AUUAAUCCAUUCAUCUCUAUCACCCUACUAACAACUCUUAUCCUAAGCACAACAAUUGUCACCAUUAGCUCCCAUUGAUUAUUCGCCUGAAUCGGACUAGAAAUAAACAUAAUAGCCAUCAUUCCUAUCAUAAUGAAAAAACCCAACCCCCGAGCCACAGAAGCCUCAGCCAAAUAUUUCCUAACACAAGCCACAGCAUCCUCAUUACUUAUACUAGCAAUUAUCAUUAACCUAAUACACUCCAGCCAAUGAACUAUCAUAAAAUUAUUCGACCCGACAGCAUCUAUUCUAAUAACAAUAGCCCUAGCCAUUAAACUAGGAUUAUCCCCCUUCCACUUCUGAGUGCCGGAAGUUACACAAGGUAUUCCCUUAAGCACAGGACUAAUCCUGCUUACGUGACAAAAACUCGCACCUAUCUCAAUCCUUUACCAAAUUUCACCAUCAAUCAACCUGCACCUGAUAAUUACCAUAUCCUUUCUAUCAAUUCUGAUCGGAGGUUGAGGUGGACUAAACCAAACACAACUCCGAAAAAUCAUAGCCUAUUCAUCAAUUGCCCAUAUAGGAUGAAUAACCACUAUCUUACUAUAUAAUCCAGCCCUCACCCUACUAAACCUAUUAAUUUACAUUAUCAUAAACUUCACUAUAUUUAUGUUACUUAUCCAAAACUCCACUACCACCACAUUACUACUAUCCCAAACAUGAAAUACAAUACCAGUUAUAACAACUUUUACUAUACUCACCCUACUCUCCAUAGGAGGACUUCCUCCACUUACAGGCUUUAUACCUAAAUGAAUAAUUAUUCAAGAACUAACAAAAAACGAUACCCUUAUCCUGCCUAUCCUCAUGGCCAUCACAGCUCUACUCAACCUAUAUUUCUAUAUACGCCUUACCUACUCCACAGCAUUAACCCUAUUCCCCACCACCAAUAAUAUAAAAAUAAAAUGGCAAUUCUACCCCACAAAACAAAUAACCCUUCUACCAACAGCAAUCGUACUAUCCACAAUACUCCUACCCCUCACACCAGCACUCUUUAUUUUACUAU
This is a messenger RNA of Lagenorhynchus albirostris (white-beaked dolphin), 1042 nucleotides long. NCBI's taxonomy places the organism in Eukaryota, Metazoa, Chordata, Mammalia, Artiodactyla, Delphinidae. The record is from the annotation of a RefSeq genome assembly.